Messenger RNA from Perca fluviatilis (European perch), 1505 nucleotides. RefSeq names its product B2 bradykinin receptor-like. The coding region runs from base 151 to 1218 and encodes 355 amino acids. NCBI's taxonomy places the organism in Eukaryota, Metazoa, Chordata, Actinopteri, Perciformes, Percidae. Gene Ontology annotation, biological process: immune response; smooth muscle contraction; neutrophil chemotaxis. Gene Ontology annotation, cellular component: membrane. The transcript has 2 exons. The record is from RefSeq and is a predicted model, not a curated record. Gene Ontology annotation, molecular function: bradykinin receptor activity.
CAACUAAUAGUUCCAAGUUGUCUGACAUCAUAAUUUCCUUUCUCCUUUCCUUAAGCUAGUCAGAGACAGACAGAGAACAGUAGAAGAAGGUAGGCUACUGGAGCAGUGCAGUGUAUCUGGACAUUUUACAUCUGGACUUCCUGAGAAAGAAUGGCUCUUAUGCAUACAAGCGACUCUGCUAAUUUCAGCACUGCGACUACAUUUGGAGACAAAAACAACACAGUGUGUCCUCAAGCAGAAAUCAAAGAUUGGCAGUGGACUGUGGUCCCGGCAUAUAUGCUGCUGAUCUGUGUGCUGGGAAUUGGGAUGAAUGGUUUUGUGCUGAUGGUUUUCUGCCUCCAUAAGAAGGCCUGCACCGUGGCUGAGAUCUACUUGAGCAACCUGGCUGCUGCUGACUUUUUCUUAAUGGCGUGUUUGCCUUUGUGGGCUGCAUAUGUAAUCAACAGAUAUGACUGGCCCUUUUCUCAUCUCCUGUGCUCACUGUUCGUCCUUCCCAUCAACAUGAACGCCUACUGCAGCAUCUACUUCCUUGUUCUGAUUAGCAUAGAUCGCUAUAUUGCACUUGUGCACCCGCUGUCCCAUAAAGGAAUAAGUAGGACAAAAUUUGCCAAACUGGCCUGUCUGCUUGUGUGGGGUUUUGGCUUGCUCCUGAGCGUCCCCACACUCGUGUACAGGAAAGUGGUCUACUACUCUCAUUUGAAUAAAAGUAUGUGCAUUCUUAAUUACACAGAUCCCAAGGAACAGCUCCUGUUUGACGGGAUGCAGAAUACAUUCGGCUUUAUCAUACCCGUUUGCAUCAUUUCCUACUGCACUCUCGUUAUUAUUAACUCUCUGAAUAACCGGUUAAUUGAAAGCUCAAACAGCCAGAAAACGGAGCAGAAGGCCACCACUCUGGUGCUGGUGGUCCUCUUGGCAUUUGUGAUUUGCUGGGUGCCACACCACGUGGUAAUGAUACUGGAAACACUCAGAAGAGCUGAAGUCCUGAGUGGAUGUAGCAUCAUCACCAAUCUAGAGAUCUGCCGCGCAAUCUUCAUGUACUUAGCUUUCUUCAACAGUGUUCUUAACCCCAUCCUCUACGUCAUUGUAGGAAGGAACUUCAGGGGAAAAGUCAGGAGUCUCUUCAAGCAAUGGAGCAUUAACAGAACAAUGACCGACCGCACCACCUCCACAGGCUCAAACCUGUUGAGAAGUGUUAAAACUGAAGUAAACUCAAUCUGAUCUGCAGGAUUGUUUUAAUGAGUUUUUUUGUUUUACAAUUUCACAUAAUGAAAUUGUUAGUCAUUUUUACAAAAGAUAAUAACCCUAUUUGAAGUAAUACUUAUGUUAUCUGAAUUCACAUUAAAUAAGACCCUGCUCAAUACUGUGAGGUUUGAACUCUCUCUUUGAUUGUUUGCGCCACAUGGGACAUACUGUAACCCUAAAAAACAAAAAAAGGAGGGAGGUCUUCUGGGGAACAUAAUUCGGCCUUCUUAAAGGACAAUUCCGGCGCAAAAUGAACUUAGGGG